This is a messenger RNA of Vicia villosa (hairy vetch), 951 nucleotides long. Its product is annotated as AT-hook motif nuclear-localized protein 9-like. Lineage: Eukaryota; Viridiplantae; Streptophyta; Magnoliopsida; Fabales; Fabaceae. The transcript is spliced from 4 exons. The record is from RefSeq and is a predicted model, not a curated record. Gene Ontology annotation, molecular function: minor groove of adenine-thymine-rich DNA binding. Bases 1 to 951 code for a protein of 316 amino acids.
AUGGAAGAGGAUGACAAGAACGCGGCAGCAAAGAUGAUCGGUACUUCCACUGCUGAUCAUCAGAAAGAAGAUGAUGAUGAUAUACUUCCGGAAUCAACAUUGGAGUCUUCACUCUUCAAUCAAGUUCACAUCAAUGAAGAACCUUCUCAAACUGAAACUGCUGCUACUUCUUCCAAGAAAAGAAAACAAGUAGGUGGUGAUGUAGCAAUCAAUAAUUCUUCAUCAUUGCCAUUGCCAUUGCCAUUGCCAUUGGAUUCUUCUCCCAACCUAACACCAAAGAAGAGAAAAGAGGGACCUUCUCUAACAACUUCUUCAGAAACUCCAGCCAAGAGGAGAAGAGGACGCCCUCCUGGUUCCAUAUCAAAGAAGAAAAAAGAAGGGCCUUCUCGAGCAACUUCAGAAACUCCAACCAAGAGGAGAAGAGGACGCCCCCCUGGUUCCAGAUCAAAGAAGAAAAAAGAAGGACCUUCCCGAAUAGCUUCUGCAGAAACAACAACCAAGAGAAGACGCGGCCGCCAUUUUGGUACCGGUGGUGGUAAACUCGCCUCUCAUAUUAUAGAGUUGAGUGCUGGCCAGGAUGUGGUAGAUGUUCUAUACAAAAUAUCCGUGGAAAAUCCUCAUAAAACCGUUACCAUACUCUCUGCGCUCGGUUCUGUAUCAGACAUUGUCGAUCUUACUCCCAAGGGUCUGAAGCACUGCAAGGGAGAAUUUGAGUUAUAUUUUAUGGCUAUAAAAUGUAUCGUUGAAGAUGAUGGUUGUCACUGUCGUGACAAGGCAACUUUUGUUGUUGGAUGCAAAGAUGAUAAGGGAAAUUUGUUUGUAAAUACUUCUGUCAAUUCCCUCAUAGCGGCCGGCCGUGUUGAAAUUACUGCGACCUUAUUCAACACAUACAACGCUAAGAAAAGAGGUGCAAGAAUUUCGGCGUUUGCUGGUGCUACUGCUCAAAAAUGA